GUUGGGCAGCUGCUUCUGGGAAACCGCGGCAGAUGGGAGUUUGGGGAGUACGGUGACCCAGCUACGAUUCUCUCAAAGGUCGCCCUCCCCCUGGACUUUGAAAUGCUUUACAUGAUCGGUUUGGGCCUGGGAGAUGCCAAGGACAUCACAGUCAAGGGGCUGGAAGUUGUAAGACGCUGCAGUCGAGUGUAUCUGGAAGCCUAUACCUCAGUCCUGACUGUAGGGAAGGAAGUUCUGGAAGAGUUUUAUGGAAGAAAAUUGAUUCUCGCUGAUAGAGAAGAAGUGGAACAGGAAGCAAAUAAUAUUUUAAAGGAUGCUGAUAUCAGUGAUGUCGCAUUCCUUGUAGUUGGUGAUCCAUUUGGAGCUACAACACAUAGCGAUCUUAUUCUGAGAGCAACGAAACUGGGAAUCCCUUACCGAGUUAUUCACAAUGCUUCCAUAAUGAAUGCUGUAGGCUGCUGUGGUUUACAGUUGUAUAGAUUUGGAGAGACAGUGUCUGUUGUUUUUUGGACAGACACUUGGAGACCAGAAAGCUUCUUUGACAAAGUGAAGAAGAACAGACAAAACGGCAUGCACACAUUAUGCUUACUAGACAUCAAAGUAAAGGAGCAGUCUUUGGAAAAUCUAAUCAAGGGAAGAAAGAUCUAUGAACCUCCUCGUUAUAUGAGUGUAAACCAAGCGGCCCAGCAACUUCUGGAGAUUGUUCAGAAUCAGCGAAUACGAGGAGAAGAACCAGCAGUCACCGAGGAGACACUCUGUGUUGGCUUAGCCAGGGUUGGAGCUGAAGACCAGAAAAUUGCAGCAGGCACUUUGCAGCAAAUGUGUACUGUGGACUUGGGAGGACCAUUACAUUCCUUGAUUAUCACAGGAGGCAGCUUGCAUCCACUGGAGAUGGAGAUGCUAAGUCUGUUUUCCAUACCAGAAAAUAGCUCAGAAUCCCAAAGCAUUGAUGGACUCUGAACAUAGGCAUUUCUAUUGUUAGAUGUUAAUUUCAGUUAUAUAUGCACAUACACAUAUUUGUGUAACAAAUCAAACAGGUCUUUUGGUUUACCUAAUAAGUAUAAAACGAGUGACCAAGAAGAAAGAUGCUGACUCAACAAUGCUUGGUCUCCUUUGUCAGUGAGUUUUUUCCCUAUGAUAUCAUCAGUUUUUGCUGCUAUUUUGGCAGUUUUUCAGGAUGUACAUACGUGGAGCAGACCAAGCUGGAAAACUUACAGAUAGACAUCCAUCGACAGAAUCAUUUAAAAGCAAUUUUUGUUUAUGAAAUCAGUUUAUACAAGGUGGAACUUUCUUCUUUCUUAAAAAGUCAGAUGUCCUGACUGCAAGAUAAGUUGUCCUGACAGCAUUUGGUAUUAAUGCAUAUAAACAGAGGUGGGAAGAAUAAGUCCCCACCCAACAGUCCUACUUACUUAAAGCUCAGCUGAGCACAUGCCACAAAAUGACAUCCUUUUGAAUUGCCUUGUCUUGUUUAGCUGACAUCCUAAUUAUGUGCCUCAUAUUCUGCUGUAUUUUGGAGGUUAUAUAACUGUUGAAUUAUAAAUGUUCAGCCAGCCAUGUACAGUUGCUGUUUGGUUUUAAAUAGCAUCUUUCACAUCCAAGCUGACAAAUGGAAAACUU
This is a messenger RNA of Eubalaena glacialis (North Atlantic right whale), 1617 nucleotides long. RefSeq names its product diphthamide biosynthesis 5 (gene DPH5). Gene Ontology annotation, biological process: protein histidyl modification to diphthamide. The coding region runs from base 103 to 960 and encodes 285 amino acids. Gene Ontology annotation, molecular function: diphthine synthase activity. The record is from RefSeq and is a predicted model, not a curated record. The transcript has 8 exons. Lineage: Eukaryota; Metazoa; Chordata; Mammalia; Artiodactyla; Balaenidae.